AGGGGAGUGGGUGAAGAAACAGAUGAGAGUGUGACGGACAUUUCAAAGCAGUGCUUCAGAUUCUCAUUGUUUUCACAGCUAUCUUGCUAUAAACUUCCUUUCCAUAUCUCUUCUGUAAACCUCAUUUUUUUCCUAAAAACUUCCCAGACAGAUCUGCAUUUCUUUCUCCGCCCAUGGAAUCAGCCGCCGUUCUCCGCUCCCUCCACCAUUCUGUUGGUAAUUCUCACCUGAAGUCGAUAUUGGAUAUGGCUGGUGUGGUUCCCAUGAAUAAUGCUGCAUUCUCCAACAGAAGUGGCUUGACAUUUGGCGGGAAGCUCAUCUGUUCGCGAAACAGGGACAACAGAUUAGUAAUGUCAUCUGCAAAGACACCAGAAACUAUACCAACAAAUUUGAAUGGAGCAGCUGUUCUGACUGAUAGCCAACAAACUGUGCCAGAUGAGAAGAAUUCCCUGACACAAGCUAUAUUCCCUGAUGGUUUUGAGGCCCUAAUCACAGAAGUCUGUGAUGACACAGAAAUUGCUGAGUUGAAACUUAAGGCUGGGGAUUUUGAGAUGCACCUAUUGCGGAAAAUUGAGGCUACAGCAGUCCCAGCCCCAGUUGUCUCUCCCACAGCACCGCCUAGUCCAAGUCAACCAGCAGUUGACUCAUUGUCUGCUGCUUCUUCAGCAUCUCCAUCAAAACCAUCUGAAAAAUCUAGCCCAUUUAUAAAUGUCUCCACCGAGAAGUCAGCAAAGUUGGCUGCACUAGAGGCUUCCGGAUCUAGUGGUUAUGUUCUAGUAUUAUCUCAAGCUGUUGGCUCAUUUCGAAGGGCUAGAACUGCAAAGGGAAAGAAGCUACCACUUGCCUGCAAGGAGGGCGAUAUUAUAAAAGCAGGACAAACUAUUGGCUUUCUGGAUCAGUUUAGUUCUGAGGUUCCAGUCAAAGCAGAUGUGGCUGGAAAAGUCUUGAAGAUCCUCUAUGAUGAUGGAGAAGCUGUUGGCUAUGGAGAUCCACUUGUUGCUGUGCUACCAUAGUUUCAUGGUAUGAACCGAAGAUUUUUGUGGCAAUACUAUGUUGUGUUGGUUCCCAUUUUAAGAGAUCAAGCAGACGAGUUCUUUGUUUUCUAGUAAUUAUCCACUAUUUUGCCCCAUGCGCCUCAUAAUCUUGAUUUGGUAGAAUAGGGUAUAGAAGGGUGGUGUUUACUGUUACUUUUUGAGAGCUAAGUUUGUAAUUUUCUCUCACUUUCAAAAUGUCGUAUUUUUACCUUCAAAAUGUCAUAACACUAAAUUUACAAUUAUUUUUGGUUGGUGGGUUUAGGCAUAAGGAAUAAGUAUAAAAGUGGUUGUUAGUAUUUGGUUGAUAGGUUUUGAGAAUGCUACUAUGGGUUUGGAAUACUCCAUUAAUGAGAAAAUUCAUACCCUUA
Messenger RNA from Ipomoea triloba (trilobed morning glory), 1402 nucleotides. RefSeq lists its product as uncharacterized. The transcript has 9 exons. NCBI's taxonomy places the organism in Eukaryota, Viridiplantae, Streptophyta, Magnoliopsida, Solanales, Convolvulaceae. Bases 174 to 1013 code for a protein of 279 amino acids. The record is from RefSeq and is a predicted model, not a curated record.